Messenger RNA from Aricia agestis (brown argus), 1720 nucleotides. RefSeq names its product ruvB-like 2 (gene rept). The record is from RefSeq and is a predicted model, not a curated record. Gene Ontology annotation, molecular function: ATP hydrolysis activity; DNA helicase activity; ATP binding. The coding region runs from base 162 to 1565 and encodes 467 amino acids. The transcript has 12 exons. Gene Ontology annotation, cellular component: Swr1 complex; R2TP complex; NuA4 histone acetyltransferase complex. Gene Ontology annotation, biological process: box C/D snoRNP assembly; regulation of transcription by RNA polymerase II; chromatin remodeling. NCBI's taxonomy places the organism in Eukaryota, Metazoa, Arthropoda, Insecta, Lepidoptera, Lycaenidae.
CUAAGCGACCGUCGUUUGUUCGGUAAAUUCACGCUUGUUUUUGGGCUUGUUUUGUUAUAAUUAAAAUAAUAUAUUGUGUUUAUUCAGUGCGACAAUUUGUGUUUUUACUCUCAAGAACUUAUGAAGCAGUUUUGAAAUAUCGACUAAAUACUUAACUAGAAAUGGCGUCCAUAGCAGCCGCUCAGGUACAGGAAGUUAGGUCUAUUACUCGGAUCGAAAGAAUUGGCGCCCAUUCUCACAUUAGAGGCCUGGGUUUGGACGAUGCGUUGGAGCCGAGAGCCGUCUCCCAGGGCAUGGUGGGCCAGAAGAUGGCGAGGAAAGCCGCCGGAGUCAUUCUGCAGAUGAUUCGAGAAGGAAAAAUAGCAGGCAGAGCAGUGCUGCUGGCGGGCCAGCCGGGCACUGGUAAAACAGCCAUCGCCAUGGGACUCGCGCAAGCUUUGGGACCCGACACACCUUUUACCAGCAUGGCUGGUUCCGAAAUAUACUCGCUGGAAAUGAGCAAAACAGAAGCUUUGACACAAGCCAUCAGAAAAUCUAUUGGAAUAAGAAUCAAAGAAGAGUCCGAGAUAAUCGAGGGUGAGGUGGUGGAAGUGGUAGUGGAGCGGGCGGUGGGCAGCGGGGGCGCGCGCUCCGGCCGACUGACCCUCAAGACCACAGACAUGGAGACCAACUACGACAUGGGGACUAAGAUGAUCGACUCGCUCAUUAAGGAAAAGGUACAAGCUGGAGACGUCAUAACCAUAGACAAAGCGACAGGCAAGAUCAACAAACUUGGCCGGAGCUUCGCCAGAGCGAGGGAUUACGACGCCACAGGUCAGCAGGCGCGCUUCGUGCAGUGUCCGGAGGGCGAGCUACAGAAGCGCAAGGAGGUGGUGCACACCGUCACGCUGCACGAGGUCGACGUCAUCAACUCCCGCACACACGGCUUCCUCGCGCUCUUCUCAGGUGACACCGGCGAGAUCAAGUCCGAGAUUCGCGAGCAGAUAAACGGCAAGGUGGCGGAGUGGCGGGAGGAGGGCAAGGCCGAGAUGAUUCCCGGCGUGCUGUUCGUCGACGAGGCGCACAUGUUAGACAUCGAAUGCUUCUCGUUCCUCAACCGAGCAUUAGAAUCGGAGACCGCACCGGUAGUGAUAAUGGCGACGAACCGAGGCAUCACCAGAAUACGAGGCACCAACUACAAGAGCCCGCACGGCAUACCGUUAGACCUGCUAGACAGAAUGAUCAUAGUGCCCACCUCGCCGUACUCACAUCAGGAGCUGAAGGAGAUACUUAAUAUUAGGUGUGAGGAGGAGGACUGCCAGAUGUCGAGCGACGCGCUGACGGUGCUGACGCGCAUCGCCACGGAGACGUCGCUGCGGUACGCGAUACAGCUCAUCACCACCGCCUCGCUCGUCGCCAAGCGGAGGAAGGCCACUGAGGUGAGCAUGGAGGACGUUAAGAAGGUGUACACGCUGUUCCUGGACGAGCACCGCUCCGAGCAGUUCCUCAAGGAGUACCAGGACGAGUUCAUGUUCAGCGACCACGCCGCCGGAGACGCGCCGCAGUUAAUGGAAGUUUCUCAGUGAAUCUAGUACCUAGAACUUCCAAAUUACAAAUUACGUGUUACGUCAUACUCCAAGACAAGAGUCGGAAGAAGGAAUUGUUAUUUUCAAAGACAGAUUUUUACGUUCGUAAACUUUAAGAUUGAAGUUAUAUUUUAAUAAAUUGAUUUCAACACCAA